This is a messenger RNA of Megalops cyprinoides (Indo-Pacific tarpon), 3936 nucleotides long. RefSeq names its product UDP-glucuronosyltransferase 2A3-like. Gene Ontology annotation, molecular function: UDP-glycosyltransferase activity. The record is from RefSeq and is a predicted model, not a curated record. Lineage: Eukaryota; Metazoa; Chordata; Actinopteri; Elopiformes; Megalopidae. The coding region runs from base 216 to 1799 and encodes 527 amino acids. The transcript has 2 exons.
UUGAACUCUCUUCAAAGUUCAAGGGCACUAAACCAAGUACGGUUGGGUUGAGUGAGCAAUAAAAAAUACACCUCUGUUUUUUUUUUUUCUUAGAAAGCAUAUUCUUUUGAGAAGCACAACUCUGCCCUUUGGACCAGAUUACAGAGACUAGUAGCUAGAGUUUGGAGAAAAUUCCUCAGUCUCUGCAACACACGCUGGCUUAUUCUUCUCCUGGCAUGAAGAUGUUUUUGAUCCAGUCACCUUUUCUUGCAGUCAUCCCAUUCCUAGGCCUUGUCUUAACAGUAUGCCAUGGUGGGAAUGUACUGGUUUAUCCCAUCGAAGGAAGCCACUGGAUCAACAUGAACAUUCUCGUAGAGGCUUUGCAUGCCCGGGGGCACAAUGUCACAAUUAUGCGUACAGACAAAAGCUGGUACAUCAAGGAGAAAUCUCCACAUUACAGAUGGAUCACUGUCUCUGUUGAAGAGGCCCUGGAUGAGCAAUUUAUUAAUGAAAUGAUGAGGACAUUCGUUGAGAUACGAAGUGGAAAGAGGUCUGUGAUGAAUUUGUUUGAAAUGUUUGGCCAGAUGACAAAAUUUCACAGAAUACUGCGUAAAACUGUGGUGACGAUUUUUGAAGACUCAAAAUUAGUACAAAGCCUUCUGGAAAGCCAGUAUGAUUUAGUUCUUACUGACCCCUGCUGGGCUGUUGGGACAUUCUUGGCACACUACCUUCACCUACCCUUGGUUUACAAUGUAAGGUGGCUUCCAAUUGGAGAGGGACACUUUGCCAUUGCUCCAUCACCAUUAUCUUACAUUCCACUAACUGGAUCUGGCUUUUCAGACAAGAUGACCUUUACUGAGCGGUUCAGAAAUGUGCUUCUCUUUGGACUUUGGCUCUUUAAUGACAAAUUUCUGGUCAUGCCAUUUUACCAAGAUGUGGCCAAUCAGUACUUUGGUCAAGAUGUGAACCUCUACAUGUUAAUGCAAGCAGCUGAUAUAUGGCUCAUGAGAACUGAUUUUGUGUUUGACUUUCCACGGCCCACUAUGCCCAAUGUGGUUUACGUGGGAGGAUUCCAGUGCAAGCCUUCCAAGCCCCUUCCCCAAGACCUGGAGGACUUUGUUCAGAGCUCUGGAGAACAUGGUGUCAUUAUCAUGUCUUUGGGCGCUUUUGUUGGUGAACUUCCCCGUGAUUUAACAGAGGAAAUAGCAGCUGCGUUUUCCCAACUUCCUCAGAAAAUCAUCUGGAGGCACACAGGGGAAAGACCAGCAACCCUAGGAAACAACACACUAAUAGUCAACUGGAUGCCACAGAAUGACCUCCUUGGACAUCCUAAGACCAGGGCUUUUGUAGCACAUGGAGGAACCAAUGGAGUCCAAGAGGCUAUUUACCAUGGUAUGCCGGUGUUGGGAAUUCCAUUGUUCUUUGACCAAUAUGACAACCUCCUGCGGCUGAAGCACAGAGGAGCAGCCAAGAUCCUGGAUCUAGGAACUUUUGACAGGAGCGUCUUCCUCCAGGCCAUACAGGAAGUGCUUCAUGACCCGUCCUACAGGAUGAACAUGCAGAUGCUGUCCAGGCUGCACCAGGACCAGCCAAUGAAACCACUGGACCGUGCAAUCUUCUGGAUCGAGUAUGUCAUGAGACACAAGGGUGCUGCUCACCUGCGCACUGAGUCCUACAAGAUGCCCUGGUACUCCUAUCACUCUGUGGAUGUGAUAGCAGUGUUGUUAGCUGCUGUGUUGCUCAUAUUGUUCAUCACUGUUGCUGGUAUUAAAUUUCUGUGCUUCCGAGUUUGUUUUAAACAAAAAUUGAAACAUGAUUAACCACUGUACUAGCAUUUUAUUGGCCGCAUUGUUGUAGAAGAAAAGGUUAAAAAUGAACCGAUACAAUGUAUUAGUUUGUAAUACAUUAAUAGUAUUAGCUUUCUGUGCAGCAAGAAGUGCUAUAAAAUAAAACUGAAAUAUGAUUAAACUUCUCACCACAUCACUACAUAUGCUAAGAAACUGUCCAGACUUGCUCCAUUAAGCCGUUUGUUAUGAAUAUUCAUGACCUCAGGACAUAGCUGACAUUUUGGAGACAAAAUCAUGCUGGUUUGACUAAUGCUCACUGAUGUAAAUAUUGUGAUUAUAUUCCGGUAACCUUUAUCAUUAGAUGCUUAGACCUUACAUGCUGGUAACCAUUAUCAUUUAGCCUUUCCAUUUUCUAAACAUACAGCUCUUGCCACUCUUUGUCUCAGAAGCAUUUGUGAGCUGUUGCAUUUUUACAGACAUUAGACUGAAUACCUUAAUUGUAUCUAAACAGUCUACAUAUGAUGUGAUAUUGGCAAAGACAGAUACAUUUCCUUUAGGUUUUUUGAACAUUAUAUGUAUUGGUGGUCCUGUCUGAUGUAUGUGCCUGUGUCUCAUGCUGUUAACUGUUUGAUGGGGAAAAGCAGGCUAUAUAUUUAAUCUAUUCUAAGGUCACUUCUUUCUGCAAAUAUUAUAUAAGGUAUUUAAACAGCUACUGUCACUCAUAAUUAUUGUCUGCCAAUGUCAGCAUCAUUUAUCAAGUGAGAAUAAUUGUAAUGGAGAAUUUCUUUGAAAUUGCCUUAAUCAGAUGUCUGUGCUGAAGGGGUUCUUUUUUUAAAACAAACAACAAACAAUUCAUCUAUAGCAUCAUUGUAGAAAUAGCAUAGCCUGCAAUAAAUGUGUUUCAACUUUUGAAUGAAAUGUAGUGUAAUGUAAUCUAGUGACUGAUAUGCAUUACAACCAAACAAGAAGAUAAAUGAAAAUGACCAACAUUCUGAUAGGAAUGUGGUACCAUACUGUGCACAAGGCGCACAGCAGCAAUUACUGCUCUAAACAACUGAUGUUUUAAUGAUGAGUUAAUGUCUUUUUAGUGUUACAAGAAAUACAUAACUUUGCAAUGGUUGUCAAAAUAUUGCUAUGUCAGAGGACAUGCUUAAAAACAUUUGAUUUAAAAGCAAUUUAGAACUUUGAUUAAUUAGACAACCACUGUUCCUCUGAAGGAGUACAUUUUUGGGGGAUACAAAAUUAUAUACAGGAAGUUCAAUCUUCUGGAUUGUGUGAUGAGACACGAAGGUGCCGCUCGCCUACAGGAUACCCUGGUACUCCUAUAGCUCUGUGGAUGUCAUUUGCUUGAUGACUGACGUAAUGUUCAUGGUACUGCUCAUGUUUGCAAGUGUCAGAUACCUGCACUACAGGGUUUGUUCUGCUAGAAAGAUGCAACAUUAUUUAUAAAAGCAAUGGUUGAGUACGAUAAUUGUUAUGGUUAAAUUCUUAUUAUGCUCCAUUUUUCCAUACCUAUACACUGAAAUAAUUUCUGUGAACUUAGUCACUUCAGCUGUUAUUUUGUUUUCUCAAGCUAUGUUCUCACCUCCAUGAGAUCAUUGAAAAUUAGUAAAAGAACAUUUUUUGUUCACAUGUUUGGACGAAUGAAAUGGGAGCAUCUAGUACUUGUGAACUAUAUAUGUCUCAAUAUUUACUAAAACAUUUCAAACCUUUUUACAGUGUUGUCACCAGUGCCUUAUUCAUGUUUCAGACAUGCACCCUUUUCAGUCAGUUCUUGAAACAUGAAGACAUUUGUAUUUGAAGACCAUUAGUAUCACCACUACGUUGUAUCUGUGCACUAUGUAAUAGAAAAAAAAACAAUAUACUACAGUAGUUGACAAACAGCUAACUGCUACAGAAAUAACCCGCCACCUUGUAACGUGCUAGAAGACAUGCCUGCAAUCCUAGCUGGAUAGCGAUAUAAUGCAAGGUUGUUACUUACAAGCAAGAACAUAGCAUAGCUGGCUAGUUGGCUACAUAUAAUGAUGUUUCGAUUUGUCAAGCUUGCGAGCUAAUUGGCCAAACUUGACAUAAUUUAGAUGAAGUACUGGAUUUUGAUAUUUUGCCAUCCAAGAUUCAGCAUUAAAUUAAACUAUACCAGAGUUCUUUUGGUAAAGCAAAUUGUUAAAGU